UUUUGACUCCCCGGAACAGACUACGUAUGUAGUGUGCACACGGCACCGCCUUUUUUUUUUACCGGCCCAUAUCCUGUUAAUUCGUGGAACCUCAUUUAUUUGGCGCCAAACACGCGUGGUGUGAACAGUUUAGCUUUGACGCAGUAAGGUAACCACAAAAAUGUCUGAUCCCUGCAAUUGCUUAGAAACUGGAAAAUGUGAGUGCGGGGAAACCUGUCCACGUAGCGGAUGUAAAUGUGGAUCCGGAUGUAAGUGUGGACCCGGGUGCAAGUGCACCGGAUGUCAAGUGAAAUGCAGCUGCACCGCGGGUAAUUGCGCCUGUGGACAAGGCUGCACCGCACCUGAAUCUUGCAAAUGCGCAAAUGACUGUUGCUGCAAAAACUGUAAAUGUCCCGGAUGUCAAGUCAAAUGCAAUUGCAGCGGAACCUGUGGUUGUGGAAAGGGCUGCACGGGACCUGAAAGUUGUAAAUGUACCGACAGUAGCUGUGUCUGCAAAAAAUGACUCCAUGGUCACGUGACUGAUUCUCAUUGUAAAGAACAAAAUAAAUUCAGAAUGUGCCAUAAA
Messenger RNA from Saccostrea cuccullata (small rock oyster), 565 nucleotides. Its product is annotated as metallothionein-like. Bases 161 to 502 code for a protein of 113 amino acids. Gene Ontology annotation, molecular function: metal ion binding. The transcript is spliced from 6 exons. The record is from RefSeq and is a predicted model, not a curated record. NCBI's taxonomy places the organism in Eukaryota, Metazoa, Mollusca, Bivalvia, Ostreida, Ostreidae.